AACGCCUCGGCAGCGGUUUCGUUCCCGAGCGGGCGAUUCGAUCGGGAGCCACCCGCCCCGCCGCGCGCGCGGCAAGAUCGAUCCAUCCUCCUCAGUGAGCGCGGCGUAGUGUGCUGGGUUGUAGUGCUGCUGGCGACCCGUGGAUUGGUCGGAUCGGAUUGGUGACGCCAUUGGUGGGCGGCUGGGCGCUUUGCAGGCCCCGAUCGGAAUCGGAGCCCGUGGCGUGGUAGGAUCGGAUCGGAGGCAGACGCCGGAGGGUCUGCCGCUUCUGAUCUCGAUCGCGCUCGGCUAUAUCAUCAACCCAGUUCGAGUUGUUCCAAUCCCGUCUAAAUUUUCUUCAGCCCGUGAGCUUCAGCUUAUCAGCCGGCUUAUCAGUCCCUUAACAGUAUUUUUCUCUCACAACAAAUCAGCCGUGUCAGCUUUUGAGCCGGCUUAUAAGUUCAGCCGAAUAGACCACUUAUUUCGGGGAUUUGCAGAUGCGUUGUGACAUUGUCGCAGCGUCAGUAGCAGCAGAAGGAUUCACGGUGCCUUCGUCCAAUCCCACUGGUUUCGGAAUAAUUAAAUUGAACUCCAUCGAGGGCGAGAUGGGAUUAUAGGUGCGGGCUUAGGCGUGUAGUGGUGCCCCCUAGGGUUUCCUUGCUGAAAAGAGGAAACCCUAGGGAUCUUUUUUUUUCGCUCCAUGGUUUACUACACGCAUAGUGUAGACAGCUCGGCUCUCGGUUCUACUGGUGUUUCACUGUUAGGGGUUUACACCUCCCCGGCACGACGCCCGUUGGGAAUCAGCCAAGAAGAUGUCGGCAGCGGGCGUUACAACGCUCAGCCCUUUGGAGGACCAGCUUACUCUUGUGCCACAAUGUCUGUUUGCGGCGCAGCCACUGGAUUCGAUUCUCAUUUUCCUUGCUGUGCCCGGCAUGCCACUGGUGCCGAUGCGUGUGCUGGAUUCGGAGUCUGUCGCCUCUGUCAAGCUCCGGAUCCAGCGGUUCAGGGGGUUUGUUGCGACAAAGCAAAGGCUUGUGUUUGGCGGGCAUGACCUUACACGCAACAACUCCCGUGUCAGGGACUAUGGGCUUGCUGAUGGCAAUGUUCUUCACCUAGUUGUCCGGUUGGAUGAAUUCCGUGCAAUAACCAUCGAGACUGCCAACGGGAAGAAGUUUAAGUUCCAGGUGGAGAGUGGCCACAAAGUUGGGUACCUCAAGAACAAGAUUGCUGCUGAGACCGGGGAGGAAAUCGAGAGCCUAAAGGAUCAAAAGCUUGUACUUGGUGAUGAGGAGCUCGAGGAUCACCAGUUGAUCACUGAUAUUGCCAAGAAGGAUGAUGCAGUGCUUCACAUGUUUGUCCGUGAGCCAGCAAAGGUGCGAACACAGAAGAUUGAUAAGGAAACUGUGCUUACAGUUGUUACCCCAGGAGACGAAGGGAACAUACACAUAGAUGCCUUGAACAAUACAGAACAUGGACAUGCUCCAGUUGAGCCAAUUAUCGUUAAUAGAAGUGUAAAGCUUUCUCCUGCCAUUAUGCAAAUGAUUAGCGCAACGAUUGCUGGUCUGGAAAAUGGAUACUUUCCUGUCAUGUCAGCAGAAGGUUCAGGGGGAGUCUACUUUAUGAAGGACCAGUCAGGUGAAAGUAAUAUUGCAGUGUUCAAGCCUAUAGAUGAAGAACCUAUGGCGGAGAACAACCCCAGGGGCCUUCCUUUGUCAGUGGAUGGUGAGGGGUUGAAAAGAGGCACACGAGUUGGGGAAGGCGCACUAAGGGAGGUAGCAGCAUAUGUUCUGGACCACCCAAAUGAUGAGUGCAGAUCCGAGGAUGGUACUGGAUUUUCUGGCGUACCUCCCACUGCAUUGGUUCGUUCUUUCCAUAUGAGGAAGGAGCUUAAAAUUGGAUCAUUGCAGAUCUUUGUGGAGAAUCAGGGAAGUUGUGAGGAUAUGGGCCCUCAAGCUUUUCCUGUCAAGGAGGUCCAGAAAAUUGCUGUGUUAGAUAUUAGGUUAGCGAAUGCUGAUCGUCAUGCAGGGAACAUACUAGUGUGCCAAGAUGGAGAUCACGUGCAGUUGGUUCCAAUUGACCAUGGAUACUGCUUCCCAGAGAAGUUUGAAGAUUGCACGUUUGAGUGGCUCUACUGGCCCCAAGCACGCCAGCCCUUCGGUGCCGAAACCCUAGCAUACAUCAAAUUGCUUGAUGCCGGCAAAGACAUUGCGCUGCUCAAAUUCCAUGGGUGGGAGCUGUCUUCUCAGUGUGCUCGUGUUCUUCAUGUGAGCACCAUGCUCCUGAAGAAGGGUGCAGAGAGGGGCCUCACGCCUUACGACAUUGGCAGCAUCAUGUGCAGGGAAAUGGUGAAUAAAGAAUCUGAAAUUGAGGCCCUGAUUGAGGAAGCAGAGGACUCUAUCCUUCCAGAGACCAGCGACAAAACCUUCUUGGAGACAGUAUCGGAGAUCAUGGACCGUCAUCUUGAUAACCUGCUGUAAAAUUACAAUGUGUAGCCGUUGAUUGCAUCCAGUUGUAAGUAUUCAAGUUUAGCAGUCGAUCUCCAAUAAUGAGCUAGGACCUUUCUAGCCUUUCACAUUUUCCAUCGAUAGUUUGUGAAUAUACUCUACAACUAAGAUCAGCCAAAGUCUCAGCUAUAAUUUGUGUACGAUCUGUACCUGUAGUCGUUCCAGUUUGUGUUUGGUUUUUCUGUUUGCAGUUGAUUGUGGGUUUAUUCAGCAUUUAAUGACUUAAUUAUAGUCACCUCCAUUAUAUCUUA
Molecule: messenger RNA, 2734 nt
Organism: Setaria italica (foxtail millet)
Lineage: Eukaryota; Viridiplantae; Streptophyta; Magnoliopsida; Poales; Poaceae
Product: phosphatidylinositol 4-kinase gamma 4
Exons: 4
Coding region: 792-2456 (554 amino acids)
Molecular function (GO): protein binding
Source: RefSeq, a predicted model, not a curated record